AUGACAGGCCCAGAAGGUGACUGUUUGACGCUUCAUCCAUCACGGGAGGGGUUCGGUCGGACGGCGAGACGACUCUUAUUGCCGGGAGCGCAUAGACGUUGCUGCGGAGCUGCACGCGUGUCUACGCUGGCAGCGAAUACACCUGCAAUGUCUGCUUCAGGCCUGCUGAACACAUGUGACCCAUUUUCACACCUUUCUUGGGGCAUUGUCUCUUCCCGGGCUGUCCCCCCGUCUCGCGCCCGCUGUUUCGCGUCGCACGCUGUAUCUUGUACCGCAAGUUCGACGUCUAACGACCGAUCCCUUAAAUUGGUUUUUCGCGACUCUGCCGCUCCUUCUAAAGGAGGAUGGUCUACUAGUUUGGAACAAUAUCCCUCUACUCGCUAUGCUAUCCCUCUCUUCUAUCCACACCAUUUACCUGUUUCUACAAUACCAUCUCAUAGAACCUGGGGAUCCGCAACUUCCCAUCUGGAUCGACCUCUAUAUGCGAGCGACAAAGGCCUUGACAACUUCCCCCACCUCUGCCAGGGGCUCGCCGACGUUACUGCGUCCUCCUUGUCGCUCCCGUUCCCCGAUUUUGAGGAGCGAUCAUCGAUGCUGCUGAGCGGCCUCGGUGCCCCCACCGCGUACUCGUCAGACGCAGUUGACGAAAGCGGCACGUCUGGUGGUGCAGUGCUGAACGUUUUGCGGGCGCUGAGGCAGAGUAAUACGUUUUGUGCGACUGAGACUGUUCCAGUGGGAGGAACGAUGCCUUUUGCGCCGCUGGGAGGAACGAUGCCUUUUGCGCCGCUGGGAGGAACGAUGCCUUUUGCGCCGCUGGGAGGAACGAUGCCUUUUGCGCCGCUGGGAGGAACGAUGCCUUUUGCGCCGCUGGGAGGAACGAUGCCUUUUGCGCCGCUGGGAGGAACGAUGCCUUUUGCGCCGCUGGGAGGAACGAUGCCACUUGUGCCGCCUGGAGGUCCUCCCGUUCCGCUGUUGCUGCGAUGGCGGCCGAAGAAGAGUUACAAAAAGAGGACGAUGGGGUUGCCGUCGACGAAAGCACGUAGACGGUGGGCGCAAAUGCGGCGGUGA
Neospora caninum is the source of this 1068-nucleotide messenger RNA. RefSeq lists its product as hypothetical. The transcript has a single exon. The record is from RefSeq and is a predicted model, not a curated record. Bases 1 to 1068 code for a protein of 355 amino acids. NCBI's taxonomy places the organism in Eukaryota, Apicomplexa, Conoidasida, Eucoccidiorida, Sarcocystidae.